AUGUUUGCUAGGAUGGUACGAACGAAAGCUUUGCAUGUUUUCACCGCAAUCGAAGGAGAUUACCGCGCAAACAGCGUCAACAAGAAUGCUCCAAUCGACAGCUGGACAAGAGGAAUGCGCCGUCGUCUCCUGUUGAAAUCGGCCUUCGAAUCACUUCAGCAAAUACCUCCACUCGAAAGGGAAGUCGGCUCAAGAAUGAUGUAUGCCUUAAGGAAAGAUUGA
Messenger RNA from Protopolystoma xenopodis, 222 nucleotides. The record is from the annotation of a GenBank genome assembly. NCBI's taxonomy places the organism in Eukaryota, Metazoa, Platyhelminthes, Monogenea, Polystomatidea, Polystomatidae.